Molecule: messenger RNA, 2842 nt
Organism: Cuculus canorus (common cuckoo)
Lineage: Eukaryota; Metazoa; Chordata; Aves; Cuculiformes; Cuculidae
Gene: RAB7A
Product: RAB7A, member RAS oncogene family
Exons: 6
Coding region: 975-1598 (207 amino acids)
Biological process (GO): phagosome-lysosome fusion; endosome to lysosome transport
Cellular component (GO): lysosome; late endosome; phagocytic vesicle
Molecular function (GO): GTP binding; GTPase activity
Source: RefSeq, a predicted model, not a curated record
UCUCCAGCUGUGAAAGGCAGAAUAGCUCCUGAAGAGUAGGAGUAGUGUGGCCCUAUGAAUAUGAAGCGGGAUGGGAAUUUUAGGGUAACCAGGUCUCCGUAUAAGAACUUUCUUAAUACGUGAAGCCUGUUGCCAAGUGCCUUUGAACUCAAGUAGCACAGCUAUAACCAUCUUCUGGCUUCUCUUGCUGUACAGAACCUCUAGGGCUCUUCAGAGAAAGGAGUCUUUGUGUUGUGGAUCAAGUCAGUAUCAAAACAGGAUCUGUGAUCUGAUCAAGCCACAGCACCCAGCAAUAGUUUGCCCCAUCCCCUCCUCAGAGGCUGGAAGAAGGGCCUCAUGGUAGGUAGGGCGUGCUCAACCAUUAAUAGCAAGGCUUUGUACUUGCUCUCACUGUGCUGAAGCAUGUCCAGAAGUUUAUUCAGGCCUGCUGCAGCUGAUGUACUUCUAGCUACUUCACUAAUCUGAAGGAGAUCUGGGAGCAAGCAAGAAUGUGAAUCUCUGGAGCUCAACUCUCUCUUGCUAACUGGAUGGACUGUUAGUUUCCCAUUUAGAGCCACUUGCUUAUAAGGUGGACUGAAGUCACGGCAGAGGAUGCAGCUGAGCAAACAACUCAUCCUCUAACCUAGUAACAGACUGAAUGUUGUGAGGCUUGAUACUGUGUCCUUAGUUGUCUUUCCACCAGAGGUGUGGUGGGCAGUAGUUGGCUUCAUAUGAUCUCAGCAAAGCUACAGAGUCUGCUAGCAGUUUGCCUUGUAUUUUAGCUGUUCAGCUGCCCUGUAUGUUUGUGUUGCAGGCACUUCAACCACUGCAUUGGGUCCCACACUUUGGGACUCAACUGUUUCACAAAGCACAGCUGCUAGAGAGAGCUGUCACUUCUCCAAACUGAACCUGAAAGGUGGAAGAAGCCAAUUUCUACACUUUUCUGCAGUGGGAAACUUCUGAACAGCACAGAAAAGCUCGAGUGUGUGUAAAAGAUGACUUCUAGGAAGAAAGUGUUACUGAAAGUCAUCAUCCUUGGAGACUCUGGGGUGGGAAAGACAUCACUCAUGAACCAGUAUGUGAACAAGAAAUUCAGUAACCAGUACAAGGCUACGAUAGGUGCAGACUUCCUGACAAAAGAGGUCAUGGUGGAUGACAGGCUAGUGACAAUGCAGAUAUGGGAUACAGCAGGACAAGAACGAUUUCAGUCUCUGGGAGUUGCCUUCUACAGGGGAGCGGACUGCUGUGUGCUGGUCUUUGAUGUCACGGCCCCCAACACAUUCAAAACCCUAGACAGCUGGAGGGACGAAUUUCUCAUUCAGGCCAGUCCAAGGGAUCCUGAGAACUUUCCUUUUGUUGUGCUGGGAAACAAGAUUGACCUAGAAAACAGACAAGUCACCACAAAACGGGCACAAGCCUGGUGCUACAGUAAAAAUAACAUCCCCUACUUUGAAACCAGUGCCAAGGAGGCCAUUAAUGUGGAACAAGCUUUCCAGACGAUUGCACGAAAUGCACUUAAACAGGAAACCGAAGUGGAGCUUUACAAUGAAUUCCCUGAACCCAUCAAACUAGACAAGAAUGACCGAGUGAAGGCUUCUGCGGAGAGCUGCAGCUGCUGAGGGGAGAAGGGGGGGUUGAGCACAGUCCUUCACAAAUGAAUAUCACACUUAGGCCUUCAAACACACAGCCCCUCUUCUGUGUUUAAAACAAAAUUAAAAGAAAAUUUCCAUCUCCAGCUGCCAAAAUCCACCCAUCUUCAUGAGCAUCUGAGAGUCCUGCACUUCAGAGCUCACGUCCCUACACCAUCCACAUCACACUUCAUGGUAACAGACCUUUCUCUUAGUUUAAAACGGAAACUCUUAUGUAUGUUUGGAACUGAAUCUAAUUCCAGGUGUCCAAUGGAGAGAAACUGUUUACAGGUAAUCUGUGUAACAAGUUACAUACAUUUUUAACUGUCUGGUGUUUUCCCCCUGUGAAGGCUGCAACUGGAAAGGCUGAUUACCCAUAGUUCAUUGCAAGCUCAGCACUCAGUCCAACUAGGUUGAGUUUUGUAUGUAUCUCUGUUAAUGCUUGUUACUUUUAACUAAUCAGAUCUUUUUACAGUAUCCAUGUAUUAUGUAAUGCUUCUUUAGGAAAAAUCUUAUAGUACAUGUUAAUAUAUGCAACCAAUUAAAAAUGUAUAAAUUAGUGUAAAAUUCCUGAAUUACAUGUUCAAGUACUGAAACACAGAUUGUGUAGAAAGUGAGGAGGACACUUGUGACCUGCAGUGUGCUAUAGCGACACAGAGUCCAGAUAGAGGCAGUAUUCUGUACAGUAGAGAUGAACUAUGUAAGCCUUCUUGUUUUGAGGCCAACGAGGCUUCAUCUUCUGGAAAAUCUGACUGGCUUCCUUGUAUCUAAAUUCUCAGAUUUGCAUAACAGCAUUGAUAUGCACACUGGAUUAUUGGAUUUAAAAUUAAAUACAGCUAUGAAAUGACCUCAUUUGUUCACCUCCCCUACUGCUUAAUUCCUAACAUCCUCAAGUGCGUGCGAGAAGGAGCCAGAGCUGAGGUGUUCCAGUGGCUCUUUGUACUGCAGAAGGAGCUCCUCUCCCACCUGGGUUGUGGUAGCUGUUUCUUGAUGAAUGACCUGGACUAUGAAUCUUCUUUCUUCUUACUGACUGCUAAUCUGGAUUUUUGGUAUGGAAAAACUUGGCAAUCUAGUCCCUUUCUUCUCUUCCUUUCUUCCUGGUAUUUGUUCUUGCAUUUGUAGCUUGCUUAAAUGGAGCCCUUCUACCUGUUUUCCAGAGGUCUACAUUCUAGUACGUAGGCUGAGCUCUUAUGUAAAGAGACAAACAUGAUGCCAAUAAACUUAACAAGAACAAA